AGUUGUCAGGACAAGGUCUAGUAUAUAAACAGAAUGGAUCAUAGAAAAUCCACGCAGAAUCAGAUACAGCGAUGCAAUUAUUACUAAGGGCAAAGUGUUGACAGCUUAAAAGGAAGAUCUCCUCCCGAUUCCACGAAUUUCUUCAUCAAAUGUUUGCAAGAAAAUUUAUAAAAAUUCCGAGGAUUACAGAUUCUUCUUGAGAUUCAAUAAACGUAGGGCAGAAGAAGAAUCGACAAAGUUUGAAGAUAUGGGGAGCAACUAUUACGGUGAAGCCACUCACUACACAGGGAAUGAAAGAAGGGGAGGGUCGUCGCCGCCGCAGCCGCCGCCGCCGUCGUCGUCGAGGAAGGGCAAAAAGGGAAAUUCAGACAAGCCGAAGCAGCCGCAGCGGGGGCUCGGCGUGGCGCAGCUUGAGAAGAUUAGGUUGAACAGUCAACUCGGCUGCUCCACUUAUCUCCCUUCUGUUCAUAAUCCUUACGCCUCUUCGGGAUUCAAUCAGGAAGACUACAGGCUUCAGACAGCUCAUUCUUCAUCGUAUUCGACGUCGUCUUCCCCAUCUUAUGGCUUUCAGGGACACCAUGGAGUCGUGAUGGGGCUGUCUGAUUUGGACAAGGCAAAUAUCUCAUAUGGAGAUUCUUCCCAACCCAAUGCUGCAGCUAGCAGAUGGCAUCCAGGCAAUGCUGGAGCAGCAGCAACCUAUGGAGCUCCACAUUACAAUGUCGAUCCGAGGAUGACCAGAUCUUUCUUCGAACCCGAAAACGAGGGUUCAUUUGGGAAGAAGAGCAUGAGGGAGAGGAAGGAUUCUUUGAUGGGGAACUCCGAAUCGAGCAAUUCCGAUGAAAUCGACCUCGAGCUCAGGCUUUCGCUUUGAACUAUGUAUGAUCAUGUGGUCUGGUCUGAUUUGGUCUGGCAGUAGUUGUCUGGUUGGAUUUCUGCCUGCCUGCCUGCUUGCUUGCUGCAUAUUGUAAGUGAUCUGAUCAUCAGCUAGAGUCGAUUAAUCUUUAGUGAAUAAUAAUCAUUCGUCACUGCCAAAUUAAAAUGAUUGGAAUAUCGAUCCAUCGAAUCUUGCUGCUGCUGCACAAAAAAAAAAAAAACAGAAGAAAAACACACACUAGAGAAAGAAUUGGGGAGAAACUUGAUGAUGAUGAUGAUGAUGGUGGAUAUGGUUGUUUUACAUACACAGUUCGAUCGUUUUGGGAAAGGGUUUUUUUCACUCGUGAUUAAUUCAAGGCUCUCUACAUUAUUAUUUUUUAUUUUAUUAUAUGAAUGCAUUUUUAUACAUUUCAUAUGAAUUAAUAUAUAUAUAUAUAUACGAUUAUAUGUA
This is a messenger RNA of Andrographis paniculata, 1324 nucleotides long. Its product is annotated as protein SPEAR1-like. The record is from RefSeq and is a predicted model, not a curated record. NCBI's taxonomy places the organism in Eukaryota, Viridiplantae, Streptophyta, Magnoliopsida, Lamiales, Acanthaceae. Gene Ontology annotation, molecular function: DNA-binding transcription factor activity. The transcript has 5 exons. The coding region runs from base 248 to 871 and encodes 207 amino acids.